Molecule: messenger RNA, 1948 nt
Organism: Salpingoeca rosetta
Lineage: Eukaryota; Choanoflagellata; Craspedida; Salpingoecidae
Exons: 12
Coding region: 62-1648 (528 amino acids)
Cellular component (GO): cytoplasm
Source: RefSeq, a predicted model, not a curated record
GCAAUUUUAAGCGAGGAGCCUGCGGUCCUGCCAAGACGACGGAGGAAAAACAAAAGACAGGAUGGCAGUGCGGUAUGCGCCGGAGGUGGUCAAGGCGUUUGUGUCUUCGCUGAACAACGACGAGCGACGUGCACUGGACAGCCUCAAGGAGCAGCUGGGAGAUGAGCACGAUCACGACGAUGUGGCGCUGAUCCGCUUUCUUCGUGCGAGGAAGCAUCACAUCUCGCGCACAGAGAAGAUGCUGCGCAAGUCACAGGACUCCAUGGCGGAGCUGUGUGUGGACACGUUGCUUGAGACAUAUGAACCACCCGCAUCUGCUCUGCGCUUCUACCCACUGAGCUUCUUUGGCAUUGAUCGCGAGGGCUGCCCCAUCUCCCACGAGGCCCUCGGCAGUGCUGACGCCCACGGGCUCAUGAAGUCUGCAUCUCUGGACGAGCUGUUGUUGUACAAGGUCUACGAUUCCAUGAUCCACAUGAAGCUACUGGAACUGAGAACCAUUGCAACAGGACAAGUGCACCACCAAAUUACGGUCAUCUUUGAUCUCGAAGGGCUGUCCACGCGCCACAUGCAUCGCCCCUUUCUCAACCUCAUCACCACGAUGAGCGACAUGUUCGAGUCAAACUUCCCCGAGAGCCUGCGUCGCCUCUUCAUCUUGAACCCGCCCCGCAUCUUCCCCAUUGCGUUUGCAAUUGUGAAACCGUUCCUGCACGAAGCAACACGGGAGAAAUUCAUCAUCCUUGGAUGCAACAAGGAGAGCAAUUUCAAGGAGCUGAGCAAGUACAUUGAGCCCAAAUGGAUUCCACAGCGCUAUGGCGGUCCCGUGCCUGACGAUGAUGCUGGCGUGUGCUUCUCUGCCGAGCCCGUACCGGAUGAGCAUCAUCUGAGCGCUGCGGACGUGAUGGCUGGCGCUGUUCACGUCGAAGUGCAGAAACGAAGCCCUGCACUGCAUGAAAUCGACGUCCCGUGUGAAGGCGCAUGCAUCGACUUUUGGAUCAACACAUCUGGCCAAAUCACAAUGUCGCUUGUGCGGUUGGAUGACAAUGCCUUGUGCAUGGCGUCCAGGACUGUGGACUGCAGCGUGACGCCGCAGCACUACCGGUAUGUGUGUUGCAAGGCAGGCAAGUACGCCAUCAAACUGGAAUACACGGCACGCGGUUGGUCGAGCACACGCGACGUGCAGGUGAAGGCGACCGUUGAAGAGACGCCCAUGGCAUCGCACGCGGAGGGCGUUGUGCGCUGGUGGAUCAAACGCCACAUGCCCGAGCACGAGCACAUCUUGCUGCCCCACGUACCCUCCUCAGCGUCGCUUGCUCGCAGCAGCAUGUCCCGUGACGAAGACUUCAACUACACCGACACCACGCGUGGCGAUGCAAACGCGAAUGCGCGCAGCGCUGACGGCGAGAACAUUGUUGAUGACGACGAUGACGAUGAUGAUGAUGAUGAUGAUGAUGAUAUUUGGCUGGGAGAUCCGCUUGAACACAAGGAGAAGCAAACAGAGGAGGAGACAGCAGCCACCCUCGCCCGCCAACGCCAGCUCCAAUUCCAACUUCAACUCGAACGCCAGGCCGCAGCAGAACGGGCUCACGUUGCGUCCCUGUUCCAGUCCGUCGUGUCUGCACCGUGGACCGUGCACAGAACAGCCGUGUAGCGUCGGAUGAUGCUAUCGUGCCUUUUUCUGUUGUUCGUGGUGGCUUGGCCGGCGACACCUGUUACUCAGCGGCCUGCCAUGUUUCGAUGGCAUGAUGCUUGCGGUCUCUGUUGCUGAUGCUGUUGGGUUCUGUAGUAGCAAUUGACUCGUGCCUCUUGUGUGUCUCCUGUAUGUCUUUCCAAACAUACACGCACCACGACACCGGCUUUGUUCUCUGACUUGCUUUGUUGCCAGUGGUGCUUUCGUAGCUUUUGGACCAUGGUGUGUCCUCGCAGAUUUAUGAACAAACAAACAAACACC